Diuraphis noxia (Russian wheat aphid) is the source of this 5374-nucleotide messenger RNA. RefSeq names its product phosphodiesterase 6 (gene Pde6). Lineage: Eukaryota; Metazoa; Arthropoda; Insecta; Hemiptera; Aphididae. Gene Ontology annotation, molecular function: protein binding; 3',5'-cyclic-nucleotide phosphodiesterase activity. Gene Ontology annotation, biological process: signal transduction. The record is from RefSeq and is a predicted model, not a curated record.
ACAGCGUAACGGUCGCGGCCAGGCGCCCACUUGACGUACGUUCCGGUCGCGCGCGCCACACGCACACGACACACCGCCGCACGAAAUUCCGCGCGCGAUCGACACAAUUGUAAUAUUUUACUGUCGUCGUCGAUAUAAUAAUAUAUAAUUUAAUAACUAUUACCAGUUAAUAAUUGGCAACCAAGUCACCCUCUCCCACCCACAACUACGACCRACCUGCGCCGUCAUACGAUAAUUACAUACCACUUAAUAUCGUCGUGUCAUAUAUCGGUGAGAUUUUCUUUCACGCCGGCCGGCCACUGCGGGGCGAAAGUAACACAACCGGUCUAGCGCUACAAUUAUAUUAUGUGACGUGACAUCGCAGUAGGCACACGUGCGUUAGCCCACGCGUGUGUUUCUGCAAAACAUCAUCCGUUUCGCAAUAAGCACCUACCACAAUAUUAUUACGCCGCACGUGCUAUAACGAUAUUUAUAUUUACUAUUGUAACCAUAGACAAUAAUAAUAUCGUCAUCGCCGCCGCUGCCGGACGACGAUUCCGAUCGCGUUUUCCGCUAUACUAAUUUACGGUGACGGAGAAUCGAAAAAUCCGCAUCGUCACCACGCGUAGUUUACGCAUAGCCGUCAUGCGGCAGCGGCCGUCCAACCACGUCCACCGCCGUCCACGCACCGGUCGAGGCGCCGCCGUCGCCGCCGGCAAUACCGGUGUCCGUCGUAGCGCCGGCCACAACCACGACGGUCGCUGUCCGUGCGUCUCCGCUGCAGCCACCGCACCACCACGUGCCGGCCGCCGAUUGCUGCAGUCGUUCCGUGCCCAUUAGAGACGUGUCCACACACAAGAAAGAACAYAAAGAAAUGAGUUCAUUAGUUGGCUGAAUAAAUUAGUGAAGAGAUAUCUCCGAAUCUAACUCUGAUAUCAAAAUGUCCAAGAAAAGCUACAGGGUUCGGACGGGGCUUCGGACGGGUCGCAGUCGUGCAGCAGCUGUUGCGGUUCAGUGAUUGACCUGACCACGAUGGACCUGGACGCUGACGAGGUAGAGCGAUGGCUGUGCGAAAAAGCGCCACAAGACUUGGUGGACCGCGUGAUCCGGGCACGGCUUCAACACCGCACCGGGUCGUUGACGAUAAACCGGGCGAAACGCGGCUCCAUGACGUCUGAAAUGUUCAACACUUGGCUCGCGUCGUCUCCGAUCAAACGGUCGAGAUCGCCUAACAGAGUGACACGGAGCAGUGGUGAAUGGAGACAUCAUUUGGGUUUGUUAGACGAAGGAGAGCUUUUCAUGGAGCUCAUCCGGGACGUGUCGAACGAAUUGGAUAUCGACGUCCUAUGUCACAAAAUACUUGUGAACGUCGGUAUAUUAACCAGAGCUGACCGUGGCAGUCUAUUCCUAGUGAGAGGCAGACAUCUGGUGGCCAAACUGUUUGACGUAACUGUAGACACGGAACUGAGCGAAGCUGUCGACAAGGCGAAAGAGGAAGAAAUUCAAAUACCGUUUGGAGUUGGGGUGGCCGGCACAGUGGCAGAAACAAAGCAAGUCGUCAACAUCAAAAACGCAUACCAGGACCCGCGGUUUAACCGGGAAAUCGAUCACAUGACGGGCUACACGACCAAUUUGAUAUUGUGCGUGCCGAUCUGCAACUACGACAACGACGUGAUCGGAGUGGCUCAGAUAAUCAAUAAGACCGACGGCAGUCACUCRUUUACCGAACACGACGUCGAGAUAUUCCAAAGGUACCUGACGUUCUGUGCAAUCGGAAUACAAAAUGCUCAACUGUUYGAAAAGUCUAUACAGGAAUUUCAGAGAAAUCAAAUGUUACUCAGUUUGGCUAGAAGCAUAUUCGAAGAACAGAACAAUCUUGAUUGUCUAGUAUCGAAGAUCAUGACCCAGGCCAGAGAUCUGAUCAAAUGCGAACGUUGCGUCGUCUUCCUGCUGGACUUGGAAUGCGAAGAAGCGAGCCAUUUGGAACACUUUGGAGCCAAGCCAGGGAAUUAUUCGCUGGAAAAAAAAGCGUCCACCAAAAACAGCACCGACACGUUGGCCGAAGAGGUUGCCGUCACUCAAGAACAGCAAAAGGACAUCAAUUUCACCACGGUUUUUGAAUUGGGUUCGGAACUCGGUGUGAAGAAAAUCAAUAAGAACGUCAAGCCGUCCAAACUACUUCAGAUAGCGCAAGAAGUGGCCAGCUCUACACAGUUAUUGAACAUAGCGGACGUGCAAGUGUGGGCCGCUUCGUUAAGCCGACAACCGAGCAUGGAGAGCGACGACGGAUGUACGGAUCAAGUUCCCAUCAAGUCCAUUCUGUGCAUGCCGAUAUUGAACGGCAAAAAGGACGUGAUCGGAGUUGCACAGUUGAUAAAUAAGGAAACCGGAUUUCCGUUUACCGACUGUGACGUGGCGACGUUCGAGGCUUUUGCCAUAUUCUGCGGUCUGGGCAUUCACAACACUCAGAUGUAUGAAAGCGCAUGCAAACUAAUGGCCAAACAAAAAGUGGCGCUCGAAUGUUUGUCGUACCACGCGACCGCGUCCGUAGACGAUACCAUCAAAUUAGCGCAAGACAAAAUUCCUUCGGCCGAGACGUACAACUUAUAUAGUUUUAAAUUCAUAGACUUCGAUUUGUCAGACGACGAUACAUGUAAAGCGACCAUACGUAUGUUCCUGCAGUGCAAUCUAGUGCAAAAAUUCCAAAUUCCAUAUCACGUCCUUUGUAAAUGGGUUUUGAGUGUGAGAAAAAACUAUCGACCAGUAAAAUAUCAUAACUGGAGACACGCGCUAAACGUGGCACAGACUAUGUUUGCCAUGCUGAAAACCGGAAAGAUGGAAAGGUUCAUGAGUGACUUGGAAAUUUUGGGAUUGCUGGUGGCAUGUUUGUGUCACGAUCUCGACCACCGGGGCACGAACAAUGCUUUCCAGACGAAGACCGAAUCACCUUUAGCAAUUCUUUAUACAACCAGUACAAUGGAACACCAUCACUUCGAUCAAUGCGUAAUGAUUCUAAACAGCGACGGCAAUAACAUAUUCCAAGCGCUGUCACCGGAAGAUUAUCGAUGUGUUAUGAAAUUGGUGGAGAACUCGAUUCUGUCUACAGACCUUGCCAUGUAUUUCAAAAAGAAAAACAGAUUUAUGGAGGUCGUUGAAAACGGUGAAUUUGAUUGGCAAAGUGAAGAAAAAAAAGCUCUAUUGUGUGGUAUUUUGAUGACUGCUUGCGACGUGAGCGCUAUAGCAAAGCCUUGGGAAGUUCAACAUAAAAUGGCUAAGCUCGUGGCCGACGAAUUUUUUGACCAAGGCGAUUUGGAAAAGUUACAACUUAACCAACAACCGAUGGCUAUGAUGGAUAGAGAAAAAAAAGACGAACUCCCGCAGAUGCAAGUUGAAUUCAUUGAUGUAAUUUGUUUGCCGCUGUACAAAGUAUUAUGUGACACUUUCCCGUGGAUCACGCCAUUGUACGAAGGUACACUAGAAAAUCGAAAGCACUGGAAAGAUUUAGCAGAAAAAGUUGAAAUGGGCUUGACGUGGAUUGACCACGACAAAAUUGAAAUUCCUGUCGAAGAAUUUUUUACUCACAAAAGCACGAAAGACAUAGAGUUUACAGUAACCACACUGAAUACUACCCAAAAUUCAACGAAGAAAAGCAAUACAAAACAGAACCUCGACCUGAAUCUGGAUACUUCUUCGGCGCUCCACCGGAACGGCGCCAAGUUUUCCAGUUUCCGGAAAAAACCCACGUCCAGUCGGUCGUUCCGGAACCGAGUCAGCCGGUCGCUGUACAACAGCACCGCUAGCAGCGGCGGAUCCGCCUCCAUGACUUCCGUCACCGCGAAACCGUCCGACGCCGCGACCACCGCCGACCAGCACAACAUGAUAAGUUCUGCGUCUUUGCCGGUAUUCACGUCGCCGGCGUCCACGCCGGGCUACAGCAGCGGUGGUGGCAAGCAGCCCACCCACACGCCGUCAAUGUCGGCCACGCCAGUGAAAAAUAAGAGCAAAUAUUGCCGAAUUCUGUGAUAAACGUUCCGUUUUUUUUUCACGCUGUGGUUUUUAUUUUAUUUUACCGUCUCCCGCCCUAAUAUAAUAUAGUUUAUAUUAAUAUUCUUGGCUCGUAUUGCGUACGGAUCGUCCGUCGAACCAAUUUCCGAUUGACCUAACCUAGGUAGUGAUAUCCGAACUAGCAGUGAGUGGUGGAGGUGGGGACUGAAACAAGGAAUUUUCGAAAAGAAAACCUUCCAAAACGUUUUAUAUACCUACGUGAAACUUUCGAAAAACUUUAAAUCUUUGUAUUUAGUACCUAUCGAUACCGAUUUCAUGUUUGGAAUUACAAUUUUCUUUUACAUUUCUUUUUUGAAAACGAGUCGAUUAUAAAUACGAAAGUUUUAUUAUAAUGAUAUUGACGAUAUUAUGUCCAGCCUACGACUGAUAAUAUUAAUGAUGACCGAUUCAACUUAGAUUGUCUUAAAAACUUUCAGAUUUGAUGGUACGGACAGUACAAUUCGGUUGAGUUUAAUUGUUUACAUUGAAUUGGGGAGUUCAUUGUGAAGGGUGUUUGGGUGGUAUGUAGAAUAUAAUAUAGGUGAUGCUAUUAAAUCUCCUCAGACUUAAAUCUAUAGAAGCAUGUUAGAAGAAUUAUUAUAUUGUGUAGUUAUAUCUAUAAUUGUAUUAUGGGUACUUAAAUAUUAUAAUAACAUGUGAUCGACUCGUAUACGCAUAUUUUUUUAUUAUUAUAUUAUUAUUAUUUUUUUUUUUUUAUAAACCGAUAUCUUGUCAAAUGACACAAAAUUACAGUAUGAUUUUGUACAGAGUUUUAAAAUCAAAAUAUUAUCUUACUUUUGCAAGCCCUCGUAUCCAUCCCCAUUCCUCACACCACUCGCAAUGCCAUCCACGCCAAAAUUUACGUACUUCCCUCCUAAAAUAUUUUAUUAUUAUUAUUAUAAUUAUUGUUACAUAGACCUUCGUUUUCGUUGUUGUCUACAAAAUAUGGACUGUUUUAUAUAAGAGUAUAUAGUAAUAUAGUUUAAAAGUAUUCUAAAUUAUUAUUAAAAAUAUGUCGGAAAUGUUUAGGUAAAAAUAUUAUAAAUGAUAAUUUGUUUAAAGAAAUUGUGUUUUUAUCCGGUCAAUCAUCGACAAUAUAAUAUUUUAUUGUURUAAAUUCCAAUCGAUUUUUGUUAUUCCGACUGAAAAGAAUGAAAUUAAUUGCUCGAACGAAACAAUAUUGCAUUUAGAAGGAUAAUUAGUUUGAAUGGGCUGCUGAAUCAAAAUAGUAACGAUGUUAACAUCACGUGAUGUUUAGUAACUUUAUCUGUUAAACCCUGUCACAAUCUAUAAAUAUAUAGUAAAGCUUAGAACAGUGAAAAAAUAAUCACAAUCAUUACCUUUAUUAAAU